CAAUAUUUAGUUUGGUAGCUUAAGCAAUGGCUGAGAUUGCCAGGCUCGAGGCACAGGUGGAGAUAAAUUCACCAGCAGAAAAGUUCUAUGGCUUCUUUAGGAACAAAAUGCACCAUUUGGUGCAAAUGUUCCCCAAAAACGUCAAAAGCUUUCAGUUGCUGGAAGGAGACUCGAUCAGGCCUGGCUGUCUGACACAUUGGAAAUAUGACCUCGGGAGUCCCAUGACAGCAAAGGUGAAAAUCGAAGAUGUUGAUGAAGAAGAUAUGACGAUCACUUUUAAUGUCGUUCAAGGGGAUGUUUUGAGAUUUUACAAGAGUUUUAAGGCAAAACUUCAGGUUAUCAGAGUGCAUACGGGCAUUAGCUCUGCAGAGUGGACCGUGGAAUUUGAGAAGGCAAAUGGAAGUGUCCCUGAUCCCGAACACUAUGUGGACUUUGCAGUCAAGAUGUCAAAAGGGUUGGAUGCUUACCUUUGUAAAAACUGAUCAAUUAUAAUAAGUGUGUUAAUUAUUAUUAUUAUAACAAUUGAUCAAUUAUUAUAUGUAUAAUAAGUGUAUUAAUUACGUAGGAGCUUAAUUGUGUAUCAA
Molecule: messenger RNA, 584 nt
Organism: Corylus avellana
Lineage: Eukaryota; Viridiplantae; Streptophyta; Magnoliopsida; Fagales; Betulaceae
Product: MLP-like protein 34
Biological process (GO): defense response
Source: RefSeq, a predicted model, not a curated record